Molecule: messenger RNA, 1074 nt
Organism: Trichoderma breve
Lineage: Eukaryota; Fungi; Ascomycota; Sordariomycetes; Hypocreales; Hypocreaceae
Exons: 1
Coding region: 1-1074 (357 amino acids)
Source: RefSeq, a predicted model, not a curated record
AUGUUUAUCCUCCGUUUCCGACUGAUGGCCCUCAGGAGCUUCAUGCGCAUAUCCGGAAUUCCAAACGACGGUUUUCAGGGAGCCAGCCUUCAGGAUCAUAACGUAAAGGCAGUCAUCAACAGUCUCAGAGAAGAUAUCAAUCGUAGCAUGUCGAGGCUACAGCGUCUAAGGCACGAAGCCGACAGAAUCAUUUUGCUCGAAGAGCUCGCUAUUAAGAGAGCUAUCAUGAUUAAGGAGCAACUUACGCAAGUCAUUCAGGCUGAAAAAGCAUGUGAGGAGAAACAGAAGCAGUUUACAUUCGCGCAAAAAGACGUAAACAGGCACUCGGAAUACUUAAGAAAGGAGGAGUCAUCUCUGCAAUCGCUACGCUCAACGCACGACGCGCUGACCACUACACAUAAAGAGCUCGAAGCUGAGCGUGAGCUCUUCCAAUUUUGGUCCUCUGCUAUGACAAAACGCACACCUCGCGCCUCUUCAUCUUCUACUAGAUCCAAGGCGAAAACGUCGGCCAACUUCCGCGAUCAUAUCCUAGGAAAGACGAUUUCAGAGCUCAAUACGCUGCUCGUGCAGGUCCUCACAAUGCUGUAUGAUGACACACGCCACGCGCGCGACAUGGCGACGGGAAUGCUGCGUUCGCUGUUUGACCCUGAUUCUGUGAACAGCACUAUGAAUUCAUCCUUUUCCUCGUCAGGACCUGUCCUUGAUCGCACUCUUGCUGUCAACGCCUCGCUCGCCUACGGCAAGCGUUCCGGUGGUGAGCGUAAACGCGUCGAUCUUGCGCUCUACUUCGCUCUACUGCAGCUGUCAUGGGCUAGAAGCGCCCACCGCGCUCACUAUCUACUCGUCGACGAGGUGUUUGACAGUCUAGAUGAGGCGGGUCAAGCGGCUGUAGUCCGGUGGUGCGGGCUCAUGUCACAGACGGUGGGCUGGGUUCUGGUGAUCACGCACAGCAGAUUCUUGGUCGAGCGAGACUUGGGGGAAGAUGGAAACAUGGUCAUGAGGGCAAGGAUGGGACAGAAGGGGACAGAGCUUACUGUCGAUGGACGAAGGAUUGGAGUUGAAGAUAAGAGCUGA